AUGGGUGUGUCUGGCUACUUUAUCAUGUGUGGAAUAAGGACUAAACUAAGCAGGUAUGAAGUGAACCAGUACGGCUUUAUUAAUACUUGUUUGAAGUCACUGGUCAUUGAAAAGUUUGGAGACCAAGCAUGGGAGAAACUGAGCUUAAUGGCUGGAGUCCAGGACACGUUUAUGACCUAUGAAGUUUAUGACGAUGCCAUCACUCUUCGCUUAGUACAAGAGGCUUGUAAAAUGCUAGAUGUGUCGUCUGAGGUGGUUUUAAAGCUGUUUGGAGAAUACUUCUUCAGCUUUUGUAAGAUGUCGGGAUAUGACACCAUGUUGCGUACGCUUGGUGGAAACCUGGUGGAAUUCAUUGAAAAUCUUGAUGCUCUCCACAGUUAUCUGGCAUUAUCUUACGAGGCCAUGAACGCACCAUCCUUUCGUGUGGAACGGAUGAAUGAUGGCCGAAUUCUCCUUCACUAUUAUUCAGACAGAAAGGGCCUCUACCAUAUUGUGCCAGGCAUUAUAGAGGCUGUGGCAAAGGAUUUUUUUGACAGCGAGGUGACCAUGACAAUUCUGAACCAGUCAGAAGAAGAGGAGCGUACCGGAAAGAAGGAACAUGUGGUUUUCCACAUGCUGCAGAAAGAAAAGGUGUCCAGAAGAAAAGCCCAAACGAUUCAGAAAGAUGAGGAAACAGGGGUUGACAGGAAAGAAAAUGAGGAGGCAAUGAAGAAAAUGAAGGACAGGUAUGCCAACCUGGAGUUGUGUCCAAGGAAAAGAUCUCCAUGGGACAUAGUGAGGAGCAUUGUCAUGCUAGGCCAAGGCAAUCUGAGAACUUCAUUCACCCCCAGCUACCCUAACAAACUUUGGAUUGAAGAGAGAGCCUUCUGUAAUGCCUUUCCAUUUCACAUUGUUUUCGACCAAGAUCUGGUGGUGAAGCAAACAGGUGUGAACAUUCAGAAGUUUGUUCCCGGACUGCAGACAGCAGGUAUUCGCCUGGAUGAAUACUUCACCAUCGUCCACCCAGAAGUCACCUUUAACAUCCAGAGCAUCAAGAAGUUUAUCAACAGUCAAUUUGUUCUAAAGACCAGGAGGGAAAUGUUACCAGAGGUCCAAAAAAAACAGUCGACGCUCAAGCUGCGUGGACAGAUGAUGUGGAUGGAGUCGCUGAACUGCAUGAUCUAUCUGUGCUCCCCUAAACUACGAAGCCUCCAAGAACUGGAGGAGAGGGGUCUCCACUUGGCCGACAUCGCCCAGCACGACACCACACGUGACCUGAUACUGCUCAACCAGCAGAGGCUGGCCGAGAUCGAGCUCUCAAAUAAGCUGGAAAGGAAGAAGGAGGAGCUGAGAAUCCUCUCACGCAACUUAGAGAUCGAAAAGAAGAAGUCAGAAAAACUGCUUUAUGCUAUGCUGCCAACGCAUGUCGCCAACCAGCUUAAAGAGGGGAAAAGGGUUGAGGCAGGUGAGUUUAAAGUGUGCACCAUCCUCUUCAGCGAUGUGGUCACAUUCACAAACAUCUGCGCAGGCUGUGAACCCAUUCAGAUAGUCAACAUGCUGAACGCCAUGUACUCCAGAUUUGACCGCCUUACAAGCGUUCAUGGCGUUUAUAAGGUUGAGACGAUAGGUGACGCUUACAUGGUGGUUGGUGGCGUGCCCGUUCCUACAGCCACGCAUGCAGAACAGGUGUCAAACUUUGCCCUCGGCAUGAGAAUCGCUGCGAGGGAAGUGAACAGCCCCAUCACAGGACAACCGAUACAGAUCAGAGUAGGACUUCACACUGGUCCAGUGUUGGCUGGUGUGGUGGGUGAGAAGAUGCCACGCUACUGCUUGUUCGGAGACACGGUGAACACAGCAUCCCGAAUGGAGAGCCAUGGAGUCCCAGACCAUAUACACCUGAGUCCUUUUACUUACAGUGUGUUAAAGAACAAGCGCUAUGAGAUCAGUGAGAGGGGUGAUAUUGAGGUGAAAGGCAAAGGCCUGAUGAAAACAUAUUUCCUGCUUAAGAAUCUGCAAAUGACUGAUGAGCAGAUCAUGGGUCUGGUCGAUGGAGAGACAUGCGUAUACCAGGAUGACCCAGAGGACGUGACGGAUGACACGAAGGAGGAGAUCCCUGAGGAGACACGUGAUGGGCAGAACGCUGAAGAGGGAGAAGUGGUUGUAAAUGGGGAAAAUAACACCUCGGCCCCAUCCCUCCGUCCAGACAACCUCACUCCAAAUCAGUUAAUCCAGUUUGACGUCACACCUGCAUUCUACCUGGAACACCUACCCAAUGGGCUUCAUUCAGAGAAUCUCAACACUAAAUUUUGCGCUAUUCUUUAGAAAGACAUUUGUACUAUGUUUUAAAAACAUGACUUUAUAUCCAGUCUACUGUUUUUGAGGGCCAGUACAACAUCCACCAAAAUAAAAACUUGCGACACGUACUGUCGUGUUUUCCAUCUAGGGUAUUGUGUAGUGUUUAAUGGCUGUUUUUCAAGGGCCGGCUGGGGAUUUCUGCUUAGUGGACAUCUGGGAAAGACAACCCUCCACGCUGAGUCCCAGCUCUCCCUGUGCACCUAGCUUCAUUUGCACCUGCUGGUUGCCUGCCGGCGACGGGCAGCGGUUGAAUAAUCCUGCUGGGAAGGCUAAUUUCCCCUUGGAAAACUUAAUGGCAUGGUAUGGACUGUUUUCAUGUGGAAAUCAGAUGACAAACAUAGAUGUCCAGAGGAAUUGUGGAUUGGUCAAACAUGCAUAUUUCCUUAAGUUCAUAUGUGAACAGUUGUUUUUGAUUAUAUCCAUAAGGGUCCAUAAGGUUAUUUGUAAUGAAUAAGAAACAUUUAAGAUUCUAUUUCAAGGUCAAUAAGCAAAAUAAAGUUUGAAAUAUUGACCAUGUUAACUGUACAAAAGUUUAAAUUUAAAUAGAGUCCAACUAAGUUUUCUUUUCUUGAAUCAUGCAAAUAAUUUGCAGAAAUCUAAAGAACAUGCUGUCACUUAAAGCAAAAGGGUCAAAUUUUCAAUUUAACUGUACACUUUAAAUUGUCAUGAUAAAUGCCUCGGGUUCUAACUGUGUA
Molecule: messenger RNA, 3029 nt
Organism: Triplophysa dalaica
Lineage: Eukaryota; Metazoa; Chordata; Actinopteri; Cypriniformes; Nemacheilidae
Gene: gucy1b2
Product: guanylate cyclase 1, soluble, beta 2
Exons: 16
Coding region: 1-2301 (766 amino acids)
Biological process (GO): cGMP biosynthetic process; response to oxygen levels
Cellular component (GO): guanylate cyclase complex, soluble
Molecular function (GO): heme binding; guanylate cyclase activity
Source: RefSeq, a predicted model, not a curated record